AUGAUAAUUUCGCAGCGACAUGUGCUGCCAUCACAAGUGGGCCACAUCAAGUGCGAGAAGAACUUCGAGCUGUGCGAGGGCUGUGGCCAGAAGAUCCACGACCGCUUCCUGAUGAACGUGGGCGAGGCCAACUGGCAUGAGCAGUGCCUGGCCUGCUGCUACUGCGGCAUGCAGCUGCACCACACCUGCUACGUCCGGAACUCGAAGCUCUACUGCAAGAUGGACUAUGACCGGCUGUUUGGGGUCAAGUGCGCCUCCUGCUGCCACGCCAUCCUGCCGCAGGAGCUGGUGAUGCGUCCGAUUCCCAAUUUCGUCUUCCACCUGCCCUGCUUCGUGUGCUACGCCUGCCGCCUGCCGCUGCAAAAGGGCGAGCAGUUCCUGCUGCGCGACGGCCAGCUCUUCUGCUAUCGCCACGACCUCGAGAAGGAGAUGUUCCUGGCGGCGGCAGCGGCCCAGCACUGCGGCUUCGUCGGCCUGGAUGAGGAGGAUCUGCUGAGACCACGGGAUGGGCGGCGGGGUCCCAAGCGGCCGCGCACCAUCCUCACCUCGCAGCAGCGCAAACAAUUCAAGGCCUCCUUCGACCAGUCGCCCAAGCCCUGCCGCAAGGUGCGCGAAGCUCUGGCCAAGGACACGGGUCUGUCGGUGCGCGUGGUGCAGGUGUGGUUCCAGAACCAGCGGGCCAAGAUGAAGAAGAUCCAGCGCAAGGCCAAGCAGAACGGCGGCUCCUCCGGCGGCGGCUCUGGCGGCCGUGGCACCGGCAACUCCAGUGCCACCGAUGACAAGGAGUCAAACGAAAAGGAGGACAAGUGCGUCAAACAGGAACUGGGCGGCGACAGCUCGGGAUAUCUGGGAGGCUUGGAUAGCAACUUUGCCAGCCAGCCGCUGAAUCCCAACUUGCCAUUCUCACCGGACGAUUAUCCGGCCAACUCAAACGAUAGUUUCUGCAGCUCGGACCUCUCGCUGGACGGGAGCAACUUCGACCAGCUGGACGAUGACGCGGACUCGCUGUCGCUGAACAACCUGGAGCUGCAGUCAACCAGCUCCUCCGGCAACCAGCACUCGCACUCGCAUUCGAAUCCCCACGACAUGCUGGCCAACCUAAACAACAGCCUGAUCAAUCCCAUCGACAAGCUGUAUCUCAUGCAGAACUCGUACUUCAGCUCGGAGCACUAGGCGUGGCGCUGGACGGGAUUGGAACGAUGGCAGACCUGGGUCGAGGCGUAGCGACGAAUUUAUUAGCGUUAGAGUAGCAGGCUCCGAUCGGCAGCUGUCACUUUACGUAGCUCGGCGGCGGCGUGUCAUUAAGUUGGAUACAACAUAGAAGAUAGAAUACACAAGAUACAAGAUACAUGAAAUGUGAUUUUUUUAAGCUAAUUGAAAUUUUAAGAUUCUUGGCAAUGAAAGGGCGUGGCAAAACAUUUUGUUGUUAGUCUAGACUCUAGAGAGCCCACAUUGCCCUUAGUGGUAAAGCGCUCAAUGUGCCCCUUUGUUUGUAAAUAGAUUUAGUCCCCGAAAAAAUUGUUAUUAAAUGUAAUUUAAAGUCAAUAAUUGUAUUAGCAAGUGCAAUUUAAUCUGUUCCCCCAAAAAAUAUACAUCUUAACCUAA
Molecule: messenger RNA, 1605 nt
Organism: Drosophila serrata
Lineage: Eukaryota; Metazoa; Arthropoda; Insecta; Diptera; Drosophilidae
Gene: Lmx1a
Product: LIM homeobox transcription factor 1 alpha
Biological process (GO): regulation of transcription by RNA polymerase II; neuron differentiation
Cellular component (GO): nucleus
Molecular function (GO): DNA-binding transcription factor activity, RNA polymerase II-specific; RNA polymerase II transcription regulatory region sequence-specific DNA binding
Source: RefSeq, a predicted model, not a curated record